CGAAUACUCACUGCUAGAGUAUUAAGUCUGAUAUCAGAACAUAAGCAGUCAAUUUUAUUUUUAUGUAACAGAUGACUCGAAAUGGAUUGUUUUCUUUGUUUUCGUAAAGGGAAAGCCGUAAACAGCAAAUAUUCCUCAAAUGUGAUCGAGAUUUCAGUAAAUGUUUGCCUACAAAUGGUUGUUCAUUUAAACUAAUUCGUGAAAUACAGGGAUACUUCUAGGGAUAAAAUUACAUCAAUUGCUAAGGGGAUUACAAAAUGAAUCUCAAAACAGUUUUCGUUAUCUUGAAUAUUAUAGUUGUUGUUUUAAUUAUUUCUUCAUUGGCUAAUUGUGAAAACAAUAUCACUAUGGACCAAGAAUCUGCUCUACAGGAAAGCUUGUUUAAGAAUUACAACAGGUAUAGAAAACCUGUCAAGGUGUUUUCAAAUCGAGUGUCGGUGAAUCUCGAGUUGAUUAUUUUUUCUAUACCAAAGUUGGAUAUAAAAUCGCAAACAUUACAUACUUCUAGUAUGUUAGUGGUGUCAUGGAUUGACGAAUAUCUUGUGUGGAAUUCAAGCAAGUUCCGUGAAAUUGAGUAUUUACGACUACCUGCAGACACCAUUUGGGUUCCAAAUGUUUGUAAUCUUCAAGAAAUCACCGACCGAAGAUGUUUGACAUAUGGUUCCGUUACCGAUACAAAAAGUGAGGUGAUAGUCCACAACUCAGGCCUUGUUUAUCUGUCUGAAAUGAUGAAUAGUGUUAUUUUAUGUACAUUUAACGUUAUGAAUUUUCCUUUUGACAUUCAAACCUGUGCUUUCAAGUUUGUUAUUACAAGCACUACGCUUUAUACAGUAGACCUUGCAGUGAAUCAGUCAAAUAUUAAAACCGAUUUUUAUAUUGGAAACGAGGAAUGGGAUUUACUCUCAACAAGUGUUUCUGAAAAAGACAGUAUGCUUAAUAUGUUAAUAAUCUUAAGAAGAAGACCAUUAUUUCUUACACUAACUAUAAUUGUUCCCAUUGUUGCCUUGUCUAUCAUGAACUGUUUUUGCUUUUUGUUGCCUAUUAAGUCCGGUGAAAAAAUGGGAAUGUCUGUUGCAUUAUUUCUAACCUUUGCCGUUUUUGGAAGCAUUCUUAGCGACACGAUGCCACAGAACUCAGAACACAUUCCAUGGUUCAUUGUUUACGUGACCACACAGAUUGCUCUCAGUAGUUUAAGCGUAAUCAUGGAAACACUAGUUGUGCAUCUGUAUCACAUGAAUACCUGUAGGUCAAAAAUGACUGACAACAAAAAAGACGAAUUACAGGAAGAAACAGCAGCGAAAGGCGAUAAUUUUGAUGUAAGCAACAAAAAAUCCAAACUCAUCGAUGAGACAUGGAAAAGUCGAGCCAUAAAACUGGAUAAAGUUUUCAUGCUUUUAAUUGUUUCGACGACUAUAACUUCAAUUUGCAUAUUUGUAUUACUUAUCGUUAGCUAGAUAUGGUUUUGUGUAUGUAGGAGGAAUUGAUCGACAUUAUGAAUGUUAAAAGAAUAUUACUUAUACAUACUUUAAUUAUUUUUAGAAACCAGCAUGCACUUUUUUGUAUUAAAGUUGGUGUGUAAAACAAAUAUUGAAGUCGUUUAGGAUAAAACUCAAAAUUUAGCAGUUUGACAAAAGCAAGCACAAAUUGAAAUUAUCAAAAUUUAUUGAAACCUAGAAAUUUUCUAACAUUAGAGAGGUUGAGAUUUAAAACGUGUACGGGUACGCGUACGUGUGUUAAAACUACACGUUUAUGUAAUUCAUCAGUUGAGAUUUAAAAGUGUAUGUAAAUCGACGCAGUUUUGUGACAUGAAUUUAUUUAGUUAAUUCCAAAUAAAUGGUAAAUUUCUUAUCAAUUUUCAUGCAAAUGAAGCUUAAAAAUCUAUAU
This is a messenger RNA of Magallana angulata, 1884 nucleotides long. RefSeq names its product neuronal acetylcholine receptor subunit alpha-5-like. Gene Ontology annotation, biological process: signal transduction; monoatomic ion transmembrane transport; chemical synaptic transmission. Gene Ontology annotation, cellular component: synapse; neuron projection; membrane. The transcript has a single exon. Gene Ontology annotation, molecular function: neurotransmitter receptor activity; transmembrane signaling receptor activity; extracellular ligand-gated monoatomic ion channel activity. The record is from RefSeq and is a predicted model, not a curated record. The coding region runs from base 258 to 1454 and encodes 398 amino acids. Lineage: Eukaryota; Metazoa; Mollusca; Bivalvia; Ostreida; Ostreidae.